AUGCUAGCCGAGCAACAAGAGAGCCGUCGGGGCUGGCCUCAGAUCCGUGGCCUCGCUCUCAGCACAGCUAUAUGCCCAUGGGACGCGGCCUUGCUCGAGCGGUGGGCCCGCUGUGUCCGGUGCCAGCGCUCCCGGCGUCUCGUGAACUUCACAGCUCAUUGUAUUCGAGCACCAGCACUGCAUGACAAAUAUAGAGUCCACAAUAUCUUACAGGUAAUACUGAUUGUACCUCAGGAUAAAGGAAACAGCUCAGAAAUAAUUCAAGUACUAGCUAAAAACACUAUACAGAGAGGAAAAGAUGUCGGAUUCCCAUUAAUACGAUUCGAUGUCACCAACGAUUUCAUAUGUAAGUGCUUGGAAGGAUUACAGUUGAAAAAAGAAUGGCAGCUCUCGUACCAAAUUAUAUCAGAUGCAAUGAAUAAUAAAAGUAAUCGUGAUACCUCUGACAAAAACCAUAUAGACAAACCUGAACAUGAAGACAGAAGCACACCAGUCAAUAGAAACUUCAUUGCAGUAUACACAGCUCUUUCCGAAAUUACUAGGUUUUACACCAUGGGACUGCGAUUAGUGCCUCUGGCACUGAGUGUGCUGCAUAUCACAGCUGCUUUACCCGCCAUCACCUUGCAGGAUUUAGAAGUAGCUGAUGACACCAUGUCUGUUGGUUCGUAUAUACGAGAAGUCAGGGCAGCUGCGCCUCAGGAUUACCACAAAUCUUAUGAACAUGAGGGUGACGGUGAAGUCGGAUACUCGCGAAAAAAGUCAGGCGGAGGCAAAAAAGGCUAUCAGCACUUCGAUACCUUCCAUAAGAAGGCCGGCGAUAACUACGAGUUCGAGAAGUCAGACUCUUACGGUCUAGAGAAGGAGGGCCAAGACGCCGCUCACAGUCACCGCCACGAACAGAGAGAAAAACUGAAGAAAAAACCUGAAGAUGCAGAAAAAAUAGAAGGCGAUCAUGAUGAAGGGCUUGGAGAAAUUGAACACGAAGAAUUGAAAGAAGGAGCGCCGGAUGGAAAUGGAGGAGUUGAAGCGUACGGACACAACCCAAAAGACUACAUUUUGCCCGAAAAGUACACAUACGGUGAAGGAGAUGAAUACAGUUUUUAA
This is a messenger RNA of Diatraea saccharalis (sugarcane borer), 1104 nucleotides long. The record is from the annotation of a GenBank genome assembly. NCBI's taxonomy places the organism in Eukaryota, Metazoa, Arthropoda, Insecta, Lepidoptera, Crambidae.